GAUUUUGAUAUAUGUAUGGCUCCUACACCAUCUACUUUUCCCUCUCAUUCAUUACACUUCACGCCUCCUCCUUUAUCUCUUUAAUAAAUCCCAAUAAUAAUAAAAAUUAUUCAAAACUCAACCAAAAAAAAAAAACUGUAACGGCCUGAAUCAAUGUCUACCGCCGCCGCCGAAUCACCGCCGGCGAAACGAAGAAGAAUAGUCACCGGAAAUGAAAACUCCGCUUUAAUCGAAGGACUUCCCGAUCACAUCUCAGAGAUCUGUCUUUCCAAAGUUAACCGUCCGUCGUUACUCUCCGCCGUAUGUACACGGUGGCGCCGUCUUCUUUACUCGCCGGAAUUUCCUUCGUUUCCGUCACUCUACGCGCUUUUCGUGGAUUCAACCUCGGAUCCGGGUCGGGUCAACCCGUCAGUCCGGUUUAUGUGUUUCAACCCGGUUUCUCCAAAAUGGUAUCCGCUUCCUCCUCCUCCACCUGACCUGCCUCUUCACCGGAUUCUCUACCGUCAUCCGUCGUUUAUCUCCUUUAAUUUACCGAUUCAAUGCGUCUCCGCCGCCGGAAAACUCAUCCUCAUCGCCGGAAGUAACCAACAACUCUCUCCGGCUAUCUCUCACCCGUUAAUUUUCGAUCCAAUUUCAUCGUCCUGGAGCUCCGGUCCUCAAAUCGGAUCUCCAAGACGGUGGUGCGCCACCGGAGCUUGCGACGGAGCUAUCUACAUCGCAAGCGGAAUUAGUUCUCAGUUCUCCUCAACCGUUGCGAAAUCAAUCGAGAAAUUAGAUCUAACCGAUCAAAACCGUAAUAACCGGCGGUUUAAUUGGGAGAAAUUAAGAGAUAUGAGAGAUUUACGGUUUAGUCGAGAAGCUAUAGACGCCGUUGGAUAUAGAAGAAAGCUUUUAAUGGUAAAUGUAAAAGGAGACGCUAUUAAAGAAGGAGCAAUAUACGACGUCGUUAAAGAUGAUUGGGAAGCUAUGCCGGAGGAGAUGUUGGUUGGAUGGAGAGGUCCGGUGGCGGCGAUGGAGGAGGAGAUUCUUUAUUCGGUGGAUGAGAGGAGAGGGACAGUGAGAAAGUACGAUGAUGAGAAUAGAGAGUGGAGAGAAGUGGCGGUGGUUGAUGGUGGAGAAGAGUUACUUAAAGGAGCUACGCAGGUUACGGCGGAUUCCGGGAAACUUUGUGUUGUUACGGUUGAUGGGAAGAUUGUUGUGGCGGAUGUUGUGGCCGAGCCGGCGAAGAUUUGGAAUGUUGAGAUUCCUGAUGGGCUUGAACCGGUUUCGGUUCAUGUUUUACCAAGAAUGAGUCAACCGGAUUUUUGCUGACGUUUUUUUUUUUUUUGUGUGAUAUUAUUCUUUUCUUUUUGUAUACGGUACUUUUUUAUAAUUUUGUUUUCCCGUUUUUCUGGUGGAAAAGUGUCAUCUUGUCGUUAUUUUUAAUACCUGCAAAUGAAACAUACGUCAGAAUAUAUUUUUUAAUCUUAAUUUAUGCCAUCUAUUGAGCUUUU
Molecule: messenger RNA, 1493 nt
Organism: Arabidopsis lyrata subsp. lyrata
Lineage: Eukaryota; Viridiplantae; Streptophyta; Magnoliopsida; Brassicales; Brassicaceae
Product: F-box/kelch-repeat protein SKIP25
Molecular function (GO): protein binding
Source: RefSeq, a predicted model, not a curated record